AUGAAAUCCCCCAUCUCUCUUCUCGCGGCCGUCGGCGUAGCCUCGGCUGCCUCCCCGCAGACCCUCUUGUCCCUCGCCUCCACCGCGUCCGACAUCAUCGACGCUUCGCCGUUCCUCUCGUUCCACCGCGACAUCGUCCAGAUCCCCUCCGUCUCUGGUAACGAGACGGCCGUAGGCACCUUCGUGGCGGAAUUCCUCGAAUCGCACAAUUUCACCGUCAUCAAGCAGCCCGUCCCCUCAUCCUCCAAAGGCGACCCCGACCGCUUCAACAUCUUCGCCUACCCAUCCACCUCGCCUUCCCAAGACCGCCCUGAGAUUCUCCUGACCAGCCACAUCGACACCGUACCCCCCUUCAUCCCCUAUGGGCUCCACGAUGACGCAAACAACAACUCCAACAUCCUCAUCUCCGGCCGCGGCACCGUAGACGCCAAAGCCAGCGUUGCCGCCCAGAUCUUCGCCGUCCUCGAUACCCUCGAAUCCAACCCAUCCGCUAGCCUAGGCCUCCUCUUCGUUGUCGACGAAGAAGUUGGUGGCCUCGGCAUGCGCACUUUCUCCGACAACUCCACUCUCAACCCUUCCCCGUCCCCCUACCACACCGUCAUCUUCGGUGAACCCACCGAGCAGGCCCUCGUCGCCGGUCACAAAGGCAUGCUGGAGUUUCCCAUCAUUGCAACUGGCCAGGCCGCUCACUCGGGAUACCCUUGGCUCGGUAGCAGCGCCAUCUCCGCCCUCCUGCCCGCCCUGUCGCGGGUUGAUCAUCUAGGCAAGAUCCCAGAAGCGGAGGGCGGACUUCCCGCGAGCGAUAAAUACGGCGAAACCACCGUGAACAUUGGGCGCGUGGACGCUGGCGUCGCGGCCAACGUAGUGCCCUCGUCUGCCAUCGCUGAGGUGGCGAUCCGUCUGGCGGCGGGGACGCCCGACGAGGCGAGGGACAUUGUUGCACGUGCGGUGAGAAAUGCCACGGGUGGUGACGAGCAUGUGUACUGUGACUUUGCUGCGUAUGCUGGUGGGUACGCGCCUCAGGACCUGGACACAGACGUUCCCGGAUUUGAGAUCACCACGGUGAACUAUGGUACGGAUGUGCCGAACCUGAAGGUCUCCGAGGGAGUUAAGCGCUACCUGUAUGGCCCGGGUAGUAUCCAUGUUGCGCAUGGUGAUAAUGAGGCUAUUACUGUCGGACAAUUGGAGGAGGCGGUCCGUGGGUACAAGCGGCUCAUUGAGGCUGCUGUGCAGCGGGCUCGCAGGAAUUAA
Aspergillus luchuensis is the source of this 1251-nucleotide messenger RNA. RefSeq names its product M20 family metallopeptidase. The transcript has a single exon. The record is from RefSeq and is a predicted model, not a curated record. Bases 1 to 1251 code for a protein of 416 amino acids. NCBI's taxonomy places the organism in Eukaryota, Fungi, Ascomycota, Eurotiomycetes, Eurotiales, Aspergillaceae. Gene Ontology annotation, molecular function: hydrolase activity.